GGGUUAAUUUGUUUUUUGGCUAAUUUAUAGACGUCUGUACGCUACAGCUUUUAUAGUAAUAAAAACAAUUAAAGUCAUGAGAUACUGAUAAACCUCGUCAGUAUCGGUGAGAUUACAUUCAGUGACAAGACCAAAAUUCGUCUGUGACUGUGCAUAAAAACCAGGGGUAAACUCGCCACCUAAAACUACUGAGUUGGCGUAAUUCCAAUGAUUAUGCAGCAGUAAUUCUGUUAUGUUUAUGUCAUAUCUGUUUAAAGAGAUAAUUUCAUCUGCGAUGUAACUUUAUUAACCACAGAACUUACAGAAACUACAAGAAAGGUACCGUGUUAAUAACCACCUGGAAAUGAUUUUCCUAGCGUGCCAUAAAACAUGGGAGGGUCGUACAUAGAGUUCUUGUUGUCCCAACAGCUGACGUGACUUAGUAUGAUGAAUCAUUAACAUUGGAGACAAUCUUCAUGCAGAUGCGAGUUGAUCGGUUCAAAUAUCAUUUUUGAAGGAAUCAGAGUUUGUAAGACACCGAACACAGGAGUUAUUCAACAUGGCCAUGGGUGAAUGGGAUCGUUUUCAUUAUGGCUAUGUUACAAUCAGCGUUGUGGCAAUCCUCCUAAAUACUACUGUCAUUUAUCUUUUUCUUACAAAAAAGUAUCUCCGAAAUAUGCACUCGAAUACCUUUUUGUUUAGUUUGGCAAUAUCAGAUUUUUGUUAUGCUUCAGUGGCAAUACCGUUGUUGAUAAGAUGUGAGCAAUUCUUUAAAUAUUCAGUUUGCUACGCUUAUGAAUAUAUUAUGGUAUUCUUCGGAUAUUCUACCGUCUACCAUAUACUGCUUGCAAUCACCGAGAAAUUGUGUGCAAUCUGUUUCCCGUUGAAACAUCACUCCAUGUUCUGUAAAUCAAUCGCAAUCAAGUCGAGCCUCUCCGUGUGGUUGUUUUCAAUUGCUCUUAGUCAUAUCCCUAUAUGGUGGGAUUACAUAUUUCCGGGUAGCCCAAAAGAAAACAUGCAACGUGAUGAAAUCUUUUACAAGUUUCAUUUUGCAACUGGAUUUGCCUUGCCAAUGCUGAUGUCAAUCAUGAUGUAUUCCAUAAUACUUCAUAAAAUAUUUAAAGUUGCUAAUGCCAGAUUAUCUGAAGAUACCCAAAGCAGUAAAUUGCGACUGCACGUCGAGAAAAAAGCAGCCUGUACGUUUGCUAUUAUGCUUGGUGCUUUUCUUUUCUCUUGGAUAACGUGGUUUAUAGCGCGUAUUUACGAUCCUAUCUUGAAUAAUGUUGAUAUAGCACAUUUCUUCACAAUAAGUAGGUUUUUGGAUCCGAUUUUUAAUCCAAUCUUGUACACGUUUCUCAAGAAUGAUUUCCGACGGGCAUUUCUCAGUCUUUGGAGAAGUAAAAAACAGAAUAACGAGCUACUGCAGAUGCGUUUGACUCGACAUCAUUGCCAAGGAACAGGAACAGCCUACACUCAUGAAGAUUUGAUCACAGCUUCACCUCGUUCUCUUAAGCGGAAACCGUUUACAAGAUGAACUGAACUAUGAUAAUAAGUGCACUUGCCAAAACGUCAAAUAUGUAAUAAUAUCGCAAUUAGUAAUAUAGUAAUCACUUGUCUAUAGACCGUCCUAUAAAACACCAUAUUCUAUAUUAAUAAACCGUCUUUGCCACCUUAAAUAAAAUGGAUUUUCAGUCAUUCCCUAGGAUGAGGCAAGAAGAAUGAAACCAUGUUCUUUAAAACAUAAGAAAAUUUUCAUAAAAAUAAAAUU
This is a messenger RNA of Dendronephthya gigantea, 1747 nucleotides long. RefSeq names its product histamine H2 receptor-like. Gene Ontology annotation, cellular component: membrane. Gene Ontology annotation, biological process: G protein-coupled receptor signaling pathway. Lineage: Eukaryota; Metazoa; Cnidaria; Anthozoa; Malacalcyonacea; Nephtheidae. The record is from RefSeq and is a predicted model, not a curated record. Gene Ontology annotation, molecular function: G protein-coupled receptor activity. Bases 539 to 1513 code for a protein of 324 amino acids. The transcript has 3 exons.